Molecule: messenger RNA, 7679 nt
Organism: Homo sapiens (human)
Lineage: Eukaryota; Metazoa; Chordata; Mammalia; Primates; Hominidae
Gene: CEP164
Product: centrosomal protein 164
Exons: 34
Coding region: 453-6581 (2042 amino acids)
Cellular component (GO): centriole; ciliary transition fiber; nucleus
Source: RefSeq, a predicted model, not a curated record
GUUGCGCGCUGCAGGGCAACACCCCGGCGUCCCUGGAAGCUGGGGGAGCGGGUGGGUGUUGGGUGGCGUUGGGGGAGCUGCGCCUCGCCCAGAGCCUCGCCCGGAGCCUCGCCCGGAGCCUUCCGGGGUGGGGGAUAGUUGAGGACCUCAUCGAGGGAGGGGUUGGGCGGCGGGGAAGGGAGCGAGCGUGGCGGGGGACCCGAGGCACGCUCUCGAGCCAACGAGCGUGAUGCGCUCGAGUGUGGGCGGGGACUGAGGGAAGAAGUGAAAAUCGGACUGCCAGGCGACAGUUCCUCCGUUUGAAAUCUCGCCGGCUCCUGAGCGGGCCACCGGGCCCGGGCUGGGGGUCUGGCGGGAGAAAUAACUUUAUUUGGACUGAGAGCUGGAGAAUGAGAAUAGGACCUGAGAGUAUAUUGGGCUAAGGAGGAGAGGUGUUUGAGCCCAGAUGAGUCAUGGCUGGACGACCCCUCCGCAUAGGAGAUCAGCUGGUUCUGGAAGAAGAUUAUGAUGAGACCUACAUUCCUAGUGAGCAAGAAAUUCUUGAAUUUGCCCGGGAGAUUGGUAUUGAUCCCAUCAAGGAACCAGAACUGAUGUGGCUGGCGCGAGAGGGCAUCGUGGCCCCACUGCCUGGAGAGUGGAAACCAUGCCAGGACAUCACAGGUGACAUUUACUAUUUCAACUUCGCCAACGGGCAGUCUAUGUGGGACCAUCCAUGUGACGAACACUAUCGGAGCUUGGUGAUCCAAGAGCGGGCAAAGCUGUCAACUUCUGGGGCCAUUAAGAAGAAGAAAAAAAAAAAGGAAAAGAAAGACAAGAAGGACAGAGACCCCCCCAAAAGUUCGCUGGAAACGCAGCCUGAGGAGGGACUUCUGCCUCCUUCAUCCUUUCUCUGCAGCUUGUCUCCUCCGUCAGCACCUGGGCUUGCUGAUCUGGACCUAGAUCAAGAGAUGCAGGCUAUAAGUGAGGGAUCCUAUAACAAAGGAAAGAGCCCAGGCAUGCUGGGUGACACUCCCUGGCGUUUCAUGGGUGCCCUUCCCAGAAAGCUGCAGCCACUCUCCAAAGGCCAACCUUCCCAAAUCCACCAGGUCUUUGCUGACAUGGAGAAAAUCUUAGGCAGGGCCCCAGCCCAAUGCAGGAGAGAAUUAGGUGAUCAGCAGGGUCUGGAGAAACUCCAGAAGGCGACAGAGAAAAUCUACCUGGGGUUUUCAGAUCCUGAAACAGAAGAGCUGGAAAUGAGAAGCAGGCAGCAGAAACUGGGCACUCCAGCCCCUCAGAACACUGGGCUUCUCCAAAAUAUGCAGGAUGUGGUAGAAAGCAGGAACCAGGCCUCUGUCCACUCAAAGCUUUCUGAAGCCAUCAAAGGCCUGCCACUGAAAGGGGAGCAGCACAGCCACAGCUUAGCCAAACUGAGCCCCACUGGCCCUGGAGGGGACAAGGGCCAAAGCCCCAUUCCCAUGUCAUCCCCUGAGGAGGAGCCCUCCCUGUCCUCUUGUUCUUCCGGCCACAUGUUGCCUGCCAGGAAGAGCAAGUUGUUGUUAGAUAGCAGCCCUACUGAAGACCUGAGCUGGCAGGGAGUUCCUGGGGAAGGUGGGAGCAUAGGCAGCGGGAGGAGGAGGAGAGAACCUCCUGGACUGUGGAUGGAACAGGUCUCCAAGCUUGUCAAUAAGGAUAUCCCAGGAAGCUGCAAGGAAACAGAGCCCAGUGACCCUGAGGCUCUAGGGGCCUCAGCUGAAGAUCUACCUCAGGGUCUCUUGCUAAUACCACCUGAAACCCUGGCAUCAGAACCAGCUCAGAAUCCCCUUUUAGGGAGGGCUCCCGAGGAGCCUCCUGCCAGUGAGAAGAGACAGGCCCUAGGGUCUGCAGAGCUCCCUUAUAAAGAUCAGAAGCCUAGCUUGUCUGGGCCUGACUUGGAGAGCAGCAGCAGCAGCAGCAGCAACAGCAACCUGGCCUCACACCUGGGCUCUCCUGUCCUGGAUGAGGUGAACAACUUCCCUUGGAACCUGCAGAGCUCACGGGGAUCUGAGGAGGGUAUGGCUCAGUCAGACUCGGGUCUCAGAGAUCAACACUUCAGCCCCUUCUUAGAUCCUCACAUGUCCCACAUGCAGAGCCCUGACGAGGAGCAGUCAGAAAGUGAAGACUACUCUGAGGACCAGAGGUUCUACCAGCACAUCCUGCAGAUGGUCAAGAUCUCCAGGUGGCCGGAGGGCCUGGGGCUGCCUGAGAGCAUGCAGGACAUGCCGUGCAGACACAGCGCCAGCACAGUCUGUUGCAUGGCAGCUGAGUCUUCUAGGAUGUCUAGUGAGGGUGAGCACGAGGCCAUCAGAGUCAUGGAGAGGGACUCGAGGUUUCUGUCAUGGGAGCCAGAGCUGCUGGAACAUCCUCAGGAGGUGGCCCUCGCCCCUGCUUGGCAAGAGGCCUCUCAGCAAGCCCAUUUCCAGCCAAGCAGCAGCACCCUCAGGCAGGGGCUAGUCCAGCAGAGCUCCAGCAGAGGGCUUACUACAGAGCCAGGCAAGAUGCAGCAUCUCAACCAGGCCUUGGGUUCCUCAUUAGCCCCAGUUCAUGUUCCUCUUGGGGGCCUGGCUCCUUUACGAGGUCUUGUGGAUACCCCACCCUCUGCUCUUCGUGGAUCUCAAAGCGUGAGCCUGGGGAGCUCAGUGGAGUCUGGACGUCAGCUUGGAGAACUCAUGCUGCCUUCACAGGGUCUCAAGACCUCUGCUUAUACAAAGGGUCUCUUGGGCUCCAUAUAUGAGGACAAGACUGCUCUCAGCCUCUUGGGUUUAGGAGAAGAAACCAAUGAGGAGGAUGAGGAGGAAAGUGACAACCAGAGUGUCCACAGCUCAAGUGAGCCUCUUAGGAACCUACACCUGGACAUUGGGGCACUGGGGGGUGACUUUGAGUAUGAGGAGUCUCUGAGAACAAGCCAGCCAGAGGAGAAGAAGGAUGUUUCUCUGGAUUCAGAUGCUGCCGGUCCCCCUACUCCCUGCAAGCCCUCCAGCCCAGGUGCAGACAGCAGUCUGAGCAGUGCUGUUGGCAAAGGGCGACAGGGAAGUGGAGCAAGACCUGGUCUUCCAGAAAAAGAGGAAAAUGAGAAGAGUGAACCUAAGAUUUGCAGGAAUCUGGUGACCCCCAAGGCAGACCCUACAGGCAGUGAGCCUGCCAAAGCCUCUGAAAAGGAAGCACCAGAGGACACAGUAGAUGCAGGAGAGGAGGGUUCCAGGAGGGAAGAGGCAGCCAAGGAGCCAAAGAAGAAGGCUUCUGCUCUGGAAGAGGGCAGUUCAGACGCCAGCCAAGAACUGGAAAUUAGUGAACACAUGAAGGAACCACAGCUCUCAGACUCCAUAGCUUCUGACCCCAAGUCCUUCCAUGGCCUGGACUUCGGUUUUCGCAGCCGGAUCUCGGAGCACCUGCUGGAUGUUGAUGUGCUUUCCCCAGUCCUGGGUGGAGCUUGUCGGCAGGCCCAGCAACCACUGGGAAUAGAAGACAAGGAUGACAGCCAGUCCAGCCAAGAUGAGCUGCAGAGCAAGCAGUCCAAAGGCCUGGAGGAGAGUUCUCUUCCCGCUCUCCAAAUGGAGGGGCCUGACUCUGCUGCUCUGCCCGGCCUGACCAGGUUAUCUCCUCCACUUCCACACGAGGAGCGGGCCCAGAGUCCCCCUCGCAGCCUGGCCACUGAAGAAGAGCCUCCCCAGGGCCCCGAGGGGCAGCCCGAGUGGAAGGAGGCAGAGGAGCUUGGGGAGGACUCUGCAGCCAGCCUCAGCCUGCAGCUGUCCCUCCAGAGGGAGCAGGCCCCAAGCCCACCUGCUGCCUGUGAGAAGGGCAAGGAGCAGCAUUCCCAGGCCGAGGAGCUGGGCCCUGGGCAGGAAGAGGCAGAGGAUCCUGAGGAGAAGGUGGCGGUCAGCCCCACCCCGCCAGUCUCUCCAGAGGUGCGAUCCACAGAGCCUGUGGCUCCCCCAGAGCAGCUCUCAGAGGCUGCACUAAAGGCCAUGGAAGAGGCAGUGGCCCAAGUACUCGAGCAAGACCAGAGGCACCUGCUGGAAUCCAAGCAAGAGAAGAUGCAGCAACUGCGGGAGAAGCUGUGCCAAGAGGAGGAAGAGGAGAUCCUCCGGCUUCACCAGCAGAAAGAGCAAUCUCUCAGUUCCUUGAGGGAGCGGCUGCAGAAAGCCAUUGAGGAGGAGGAGGCCCGGAUGAGAGAGGAGGAAAGCCAGAGGCUAUCCUGGCUCCGAGCUCAGGUCCAGUCCAGCACACAAGCAGAUGAGGACCAAAUCAGGGCUGAGCAAGAGGCUUCCCUGCAGAAACUGAGAGAAGAGUUGGAGUCUCAACAGAAGGCUGAGAGGGCCAGCUUGGAACAGAAAAAUAGGCAAAUGCUGGAGCAGCUCAAGGAAGAGAUAGAGGCUUCGGAGAAGAGCGAGCAGGCUGCCCUGAAUGCUGCAAAGGAGAAGGCUCUGCAGCAGCUGAGGGAGCAGCUGGAAGGGGAGAGGAAAGAAGCUGUGGCAACGCUGGAGAAGGAGCACAGUGCUGAGCUGGAGCGGCUCUGCUCCUCAUUGGAGGCCAAGCACCGGGAGGUGGUCUCCAGCCUCCAGAAGAAGAUACAGGAAGCUCAACAGAAAGAGGAGGCCCAGCUGCAGAAGUGCCUUGGGCAAGUGGAGCACAGAGUUCACCAGAAGUCUUAUCACGUGGCUGGGUAUGAGCACGAGCUCAGCAGUCUCCUGCGAGAGAAGCGCCAGGAAGUGGAAGGGGAGCAUGAGAGGAGGUUGGACAAGAUGAAGGAGGAGCACCAGCAAGUGAUGGCUAAGGCCAGAGAGCAGUAUGAAGCUGAGGAGAGGAAGCAGCGGGCUGAGCUUCUGGGGCACCUGACCGGAGAGCUGGAGCGCCUGCAGAGGGCCCAUGAACGAGAACUGGAGACUGUGAGGCAGGAGCAACACAAGCGUCUUGAGGACUUGCGGCGCCGGCACAGGGAGCAGGAAAGGAAGCUCCAGGAUUUAGAGUUGGACCUUGAAACCAGAGCUAAAGAUGUCAAGGCCAGAUUGGCUCUGCUGGAGGUCCAGGAGGAGACCGCCCGGAGGGAGAAGCAGCAGCUGCUUGAUGUGCAGAGGCAGGUUGCUCUGAAGAGUGAGGAAGCCACAGCCACCCAUCAGCAGCUGGAGGAGGCACAGAAGGAGCACACCCACCUGUUGCAGUCAAACCAGCAGCUCCGAGAAAUUCUUGAUGAGCUGCAGGCCCGCAAGCUGAAGCUGGAGUCCCAAGUGGAUCUGCUGCAGGCUCAGAGCCAGCAACUGCAGAAACACUUCAGCAGCCUGGAGGCUGAAGCUCAAAAGAAGCAGCACCUGUUGAGAGAAGUGACAGUUGAGGAAAAUAAUGCUUCCCCACAUUUUGAGCCAGAUCUCCAUAUUGAGGACCUGAGGAAAUCCCUUGGAACAAACCAGACCAAAGAGGUGUCUUCUUCUCUCUCCCAGAGCAAGGAGGACUUAUACUUGGACAGCCUGUCCUCCCACAAUGUCUGGCACCUCCUCUCUGCUGAGGGGGUAGCCCUCCGUAGUGCCAAGGAGUUCCUUGUGCAGCAGACACGCUCCAUGCGGAGGCGGCAGACAGCUCUGAAAGCUGCCCAGCAGCAUUGGCGCCAUGAGCUGGCCAGUGCGCAGGAGGUGGCCAAAGACCCACCAGGCAUCAAGGCCCUGGAAGAUAUGCGCAAGAACCUGGAGAAGGAGACCAGGCACCUGGAUGAGAUGAAGUCGGCCAUGCGGAAAGGCCACAACCUGCUGAAGAAGAAAGAGGAGAAGCUGAAUCAGUUGGAGUCCUCUCUUUGGGAAGAGGCCUCAGAUGAGGGCACUCUGGGAGGAUCCCCCACCAAGAAGGCAGUAACCUUCGACCUCAGUGACAUGGACAGCCUGAGCAGUGAAAGUUCUGAAUCUUUUUCCCCGCCUCACCGUGAGUGGUGGCGGCAGCAGAGGAUCGACUCAACCCCGAGUCUCACCUCCCGCAAGAUCCACGGGCUUAGCCACUCCCUCCGGCAGAUCAGCAGCCAGCUGAGCAGUGUCCUCAGCAUCCUGGACAGCCUCAACCCUCAGUCGCCGCCGCCGCUCCUCGCCUCCAUGCCAGCCCAGCUCCCUCCCCGGGACCCUAAGAGCACCCCCACCCCCACCUACUAUGGCUCCCUGGCCAGGUUCUCAGCCUUAUCAUCUGCUACACCCACGUCCACCCAAUGGGCCUGGGAUUCAGGGCAGGGGCCCAGGCUCCCCUCCUCUGUGGCUCAAACGGUGGACGACUUCCUGUUGGAGAAGUGGCGCAAGUAUUUUCCAUCUGGCAUCCCGCUGCUCAGCAACAGCCCCACCCCGCUGGAGAGCAGGCUGGGUUACAUGUCUGCCAGUGAGCAGCUCCGGCUCCUACAGCACUCCCAUUCGCAAGUCCCUGAGGCGGGCAGCACCACCUUUCAGGGCAUAAUUGAGGCCAACCGGAGGUGGCUGGAACGUGUCAAGAAUGACCCCAGGUUACCUCUCUUCUCGUCAACACCCAAGCCAAAAGCUACUUUGAGCCUCCUGCAGCUGGGCCUUGAUGAGCACAACAGAGUGAAGGUGUAUCGCUUCUGAGGCCCUGAGCAGGGGCUUGGGGCAGCCCAGCCUCUCCUCCACCCAGACCAAGUGCCUGAGGAGCUGCCUGCCUUCUUCCAUCUGAGAAAGCACCCUCCUUCCCCCUUUGACUUGCAGGAGCCACCAGGGACCAGGGGGUUGAGUGGAACAGUAAAGCCACACAUUCUGUGACUAUAUAACCUAUCUCAGGCUAAAAUGUGUGGACUCGUACGAGCUCUUGUCAUUGACAUGGCAAGCUGAUGGCGUGCGGUGGCUGCGGGGUAUCAGGGCCGGGAGCCCUUUGGGAGGAAGGGAGGCGUUAGAGGAGCUGCCUUCGGAGGCUCAGGGAGUCCCUUUGGAGCUGGUUGUUUCCUUGGCCCUGCAGCGCACUGCUCGGGGCUCCCAAGGAGGUUGUGUGUAUGGUUCUUAAUUCAUCAGGACAAAGACCCCCAGCAUGUGUGUACCCUGGGACCCGAUUUCUCUGGGCCCACAUCUAUCUCCAAUACCUCAGCCUCAGAUCAGACCCUUUCUUUUUUGUCUUUCUUCUCUUAAUUUUUAAAUGCCUCUUUUCUUGAGCAUUCCAUCUCUCUUUUUGACCCUCUCAGGACUGGGCUUAGCUGUCCAGAGCCCUGCCGGAGGGUGCUGGGGGCUGUCCCUCUGCAGGCACUGUGUUUUCCUCAGGGGCUGUCCUCAGAACACCCCUCCUGCUCCCUGGGGCUCCUCAGGGAGCCAUUUCAGCUGGAGUCUCAGGUCUCAAAAACAACUUCUCCAGGAGGCCAAAAAAAGACUGGGUUGGCUUCUGGUCCUCAUGAUGGCUUUUAUCCUCCUGGGACACUUUGGGUAUAUUCAUGGGCAUUGUUUCCAUCUGUCUUUUCUACCUGUGCCACCCCUGCCCUGAUUCCACGGCUGCCUCAGGCAGGCAGGCAAGGAGCUAGGCCGGUGCCCGGCCCUGGCAGCAAGGGGUCUUUGUGCAGUUGGAGAUGCUGCCGUUGUGGCAGAGCGUCCUGCAGCCCCGCUUCCAUCAGCAGGCUCUGGGGUGGGGGCUUUGCAGGGGAUGCUCUCUGAUGUUUGUUCCGUUGUUUAAAUAAAAUGCACUUAUUUUUGUUUUUUUUUUUGCAA